AAGAAUAUCCCGGUCUCAACCGGUUUCAACCGGUCCGUGGUUGGAAGCAUGAGCUUAGAGGAAGAGCCCACUUGCACGCAUUAAAACAUCUCUGCUCUCCAACAGUGUGUGCGAAUAGAAUCAGAAAUAAACACGAAACUCUUUUUACUUCGUGAUUAUGACCCGGAAUACUGCUCUAAAGUGUGACUCCGAGAAUCUGUGUUGUUAGCUUAGCUUAAAUUAGCCCGCAGACCAGAAUCUUCAUUGACUUUUCCAUUAGCACGCUACAUUGCUAUUAGCCUGGUAAAAGGGAGGCGGCUGUAAUCACUGAUCGCUAAAGAAAAAUAUACGUUUUUCUGGCUGAAGACAAGAAACUAUAGGCUGUGGUAAUCUGCGGAAAGCUUUUUAAUACACCGCCAAGAAUCGAUAAGUAUCCGUGUAACGGUGUUUUUAAAUUAGAGCUGUUGGUGUCAUCCAGUGAAGCUAACGUUAGCAUUUUAGCUAUCGAAGGUUAGGAGCAAACGUGUGUCAUGAGAUAACGUUUCAUCGCUUUGAGAGGAUUCAUAUUACUACAAGACACAUCUGAUAGGACAGUUAUUGUUUCCAAGGAAAGGACAGGACACCCAAGAAGCUCUAUGCCAGCCGAAAUGACGAUGUUGGCCGAUCACCCAGCCAGACAGCUGCUGGACUUCACUCAGAAGCUGGACAUCAACCUGCUGGAUAAUGUUGUCAACUCCAUGCACCAUGACAUUGGAUCACAGCAAAGAGUGGCCCAGGAAGUUCUCACAAACCUCAAGGACCACCCAGACGCCUGGACGAGGGUCGACACCAUCCUGGAGUUCUCCCAGAAUAUGAAAACAAAAUAUUACGCACUGCAGAUUCUGGAGACGGUCAUCAAAACACGCUGGAAAAUUCUUCCUAGAAAUCAGUGUGAAGGUAUCAAGAAGUAUGUUGUUGGGUUGAUCAUUAAGACUUCCUCUGAUCCUGCAAACAUGGAGAAAGAGGGAGUCUACAUUUCAAAACUCAACAUGAUCCUCGUACAGAUCCUGAAACAGGAAUGGCCCAAACACUGGCCGACUUUCAUCAGUGACAUCGUGGGUGCGAGUCGGACUAGCGAGAGCCUCUGUCAGAACAACAUGAUCAUCCUCAAGCUGCUCAGCGAGGAGGUCUUUGACUUCUCCAGCGGACAGAUGACCCAGGUGAAGGCCAAGCACCUCAAAGACAG
This is a messenger RNA of Notothenia coriiceps (black rockcod), 1204 nucleotides long. RefSeq names its product exportin-1-like. The annotation marks the transcript as partial. Lineage: Eukaryota; Metazoa; Chordata; Actinopteri; Perciformes; Nototheniidae. The transcript is spliced from 7 exons. Gene Ontology annotation, cellular component: cytoplasm; nucleus. The record is from RefSeq and is a predicted model, not a curated record. Gene Ontology annotation, biological process: ribosomal large subunit export from nucleus; ribosomal small subunit export from nucleus; protein export from nucleus. Gene Ontology annotation, molecular function: small GTPase binding; nuclear export signal receptor activity.